UUCGUGGCAAUAUGAGCGGCAACAUGUUGUAGUCAGUAAGUCAGUCAGCGUUUGACAGUCACAGUAAGAAGAGGCUAUAUAAGAAACGUAGCCGAUAGCGCCGAGCAAUAGCACAGAUAUAUAAAACGCGCGCUGCAACAACAACAAGUAUAAGCGGAAAAAUAUAUAGAAUAACAACAACACGUUAGUGGUUUCAUUCAGCAAGAGAACCAAAGAAUUCAUAUAAAAGAAAUUAAAAAGAAUUAUUUUUUUGAAAUUUUGAAUUUUUGAAUGUGUUAAAUAGAAAUAUACUUUUGUGAACAACAUAUCGAUUUCAUAAACGCAAAAAUCAACGAUAAUUAACGCUUGAAGCUUGUAAUAUUUCCCAACACAAAAAUUAAUAUGGUGGUUUACCGUUAUUUUCAGUAAACAAGUGCAAUGUGACUGUUUAGAAACCCAAAGUUUCCUUAAAAAUUAAAAUUCCACUAAAAAGUGUUACAACAAAAUUUGUGCCCAACGUGCGAAACAACAAAUAUUCAAGGACCCAGUGCAUGCGUCCUCAGUGUCAGCGUGUUUGAAAACUGCAGUGCAAGAAGACAAGUACAUUCAAUAACAGUGCCUUUUAAAGUGUGUGAGUGUGUCUUAAGCCAAUUAGUGGCAUUUACCAAGAAAGACAACUAAAAAAGCAGCAAAUUAUAACAAAAAGGUUCGCGCAGCAAACGCAACGCAUAACAAGUACGUUUUAAACUGAAAAGAAAACACUAACAAACAACAAAUUACCCUAAGACCGACCUGUGUCAGCACGCGCACCAUUUCAACCCUGAUGGCAACAACAGCACCGGCCAGCGCCCCCCUUAUAUGCCACAGCAGCUCCGCGAACAGCAGCAGCAGCAGCAAGCCGAUUACCAUACCCUUGCUUGAACGCUUCUCCAGCCAACUAUCCACCGGUUCGGCCGACAGUGGCGUCGUUGUUGGUGGCGGCGGUAACUCUUCCAGCAGCAGCUCUGUGGCAUUAACUAGAAAAAAUCGUGCCGCCAACUGUUCAUUGGAUACGCGCUGCAAUUCGCUAUGUCUACACGGCACGAAUGUCAAAUGGCAGCUGCAGAAACUGAAGCAGCCGACCAAUAAACAGUUGCUCUCCCAGGAUAGUGGCAUCGAUGCCGUUGUCGAUGGUGGUAGUGGCGGCACAUUGGCCGUUGAUGGCGAUGCGGACUCAACAGCUGGAUCGCGGCAACAACUCAAGUCCAUGCAGUGUUCGUCCUCAAGUAGUGAAUCGCUGGGUGGCAAUUCAUCUGGACUGUCGCUCUCCAAGUACUCGGAAGAUGGAGGCGAGUCGGAGAACUCGUCGGGUAUUGGCAUGAGUAUAGGCAGUGGCCGACGCAUUAAGUAUCGCAAUAGCGCCAGCACCUGCACUCAGGGGUUGGAGGAUCGUAUCGAAGAGGUAGAUAUCCCGGACGAUUACGAUGAGGAGGACGACGACGACGUGGAUAAUGAUGACGUCGAUGUAGACGACGAGGACGACGAUGAAGUCGAUGUGGGCGUUGAUGAUGAUUUGGACGUGGAUGAGGAUGACGAAGACGUUGAAAGCGACAGCGAUUCGGGUAAUAACUCGGGUGUUGUGGGCGAAACAGGCAGCGCCUCCAUGCCCACAACGAUCGGCACACUGAACGGCUCGUUUGGCAAGAUUGUGCCAACGAAAGCGGCGCUUGGCAUGAAAGAAACGCCGGCGGCCACCAAUCAAUUGCACAUCAAAUCGUCGCUACUCGCGCCGCAGUGCGCCUCAGCGCCGGUAGGCAGUGUUACUUACACAACGUCCCACCACAAAGCCAAUGAAACAAAUAAACCAACCACUAGCAGUAGUAAUCAUAAUAAUCUAAACAAUAAUCGUAGUAGUAGCACUAGAGACCAUAGUAGUAGUAGUAGUAAUCCGCAAGCAGCCACUAAGUCCACCAAAAAUCCCGAAUCACAAGUAUUGGCCACUGAUGGCAAUUAUUAUUUUCCGCUGCUGAAAAUCUCCGACGAUCCGUACAUUGAUUCGAAAUUGAUUAACAAAAAGGAUGGCCUACAGGACACCAUGUACUAUCUGGACGAAUUUGGCAGUCCGAAAUUGCGCGAGAAAUUCGCACGCAAACAAAAGGAGAAGGAACAGAAGCAACAGAAGGCGCAAAAGAAGCAAAGCAAACGCGAAGAGGAGCGUAAGAAGCGUACAACCAUGGCGCCGAAUGCCAACGCCACUGCUGCAUUCACGACUGACAAACAACAAACCGCCGCUAUUGGCGGUGCGACAAUGGAGUCCAAAAAACCAAGCAACGUCAUAGACGUUGCGAAAAACUGUGAUGAUAGCUGUAAGGAGCAUAUGCAAAGUAGUAGUUGUAAGCACAAAUGCGACGCCGCCGUAGCUGGUAGUGAGAAGAAGACCGCCAAUGAGGCGGAUAACCGCAUAACAGCGAGCAACAAGUCGCUGUCGGCCGCAUCCUGUGUGAGCUGGAACAAAGUAUUUCGCAAAUUCAAAACUGUCUUAGGCAGAGAUGGUUCCAAGAUUACAACAGUCGUUGCCACACCUGGCCAAGGUACUGACCGUGUGCAAGAAGUUUCCUACACAGAUACCAAGGUGAUCGGCAAUGGCAGCUUUGGUGUGGUCUUUCAAGCGAAGUUAUGCGAUACCGGCGAGCUGGUAGCUAUCAAGAAAGUUUUACAAGACAGACGAUUUAAGAAUCGUGAAUUGCAAAUUAUGCGUAAACUGGAGCAUUGUAACAUUGUAAAACUUUUGUAUUUUUUCUAUUCGAGUGGUGAAAAGCGUGAUGAGGUAUUUUUGAAUUUAGUUCUCGAAUAUAUACCAGAAACCGUAUACAAAGUGGCACGUCAAUAUGCCAAAACUAAGCAAACGAUACCAAUUAAUUUUAUACGGCUCUAUAUGUAUCAGCUAUUCAGAAGUUUGGCCUACAUCCACUCAUUGGGUAUCUGUCAUCGUGAUAUCAAACCGCAAAAUUUACUUUUGGAUCCAGAGACGGCUGUGCUGAAAUUAUGCGAUUUUGGCAGCGCCAAGCAACUAUUACACGGCGAACCGAAUGUAUCAUAUAUUUGCUCGCGGUAUUAUCGUGCACCGGAAUUAAUAUUUGGCGCCAUUAAUUACACUACAAAAAUUGAUGUGUGGAGCGCCGGCUGUGUAUUAGCUGAAUUACUACUCGGCCAACCAAUUUUCCCCGGCGAUUCUGGUGUUGAUCAAUUGGUUGAGGUCAUCAAAGUUUUGGGCACACCGACACGAGAACAAAUACGCGAAAUGAAUCCAAAUUACACGGAAUUCAAAUUUCCACAAAUUAAGAGUCAUCCAUGGCAGAAAGUUUUCCGUAUACGCACUCCGACAGAAGCUAUCAAUUUGGUAUCACAACUGCUCGAGUACACGCCCAGUGCACGUAUAACGCCACUAAAGGCGUGCGCACAUCCAUUCUUCGAUGAACUGCGUCAAGAGGGCAACACCACAUUGCCCAAUGGACGGCCUAUGCCGCCAUUAUUCAAUUUCACAGAGCAUGAACUAGCGAUACAGCCAAGCUUAAUCCCACAAUUGUUGCCAAAACAUCUGCAAAAUAACAGCGCAGGUCGACCGGUCGCCGGUGCUGGUGGCGAAGGUGCUUCUGGCUCCGCAUCAAAUCCGUCAAGUGGCGCCGGUACGCCAGGCGGCGCAACUUCCCAAGCAACUUCAGGCACACAAUCGAGCGCAUCGGCUACGACCAGCAGUGGCGGCGGCGGCAACGCAACUGUGGCCAAUCCAUCGUCCAGCGCCUCAGCUGCUGCGGCAAGCAGCGGUGCGCCUACAGCGGCACAAGCAGCGCAAUCGAGCGGCGGCGAUGCGGCCAACAACAGCAGCAAUGGUGGCAACCAACAGCAAGCGUCUGCUGGCGGUGCGUCAGCUGCCGGUGCGGGCGAUGCCACAUCGAUUUCAAGCGGCGGCGGCGGUGGCGGCAAUGGUAAUGGCGGUGGCAGUGGCGGCAGCAAUAAUAGCGGCGGCGGCGGCGGCAAUGGCACACAACCGCAACAGACAGCGACGACAAUGGGUUAGCGAGCUGCAAACGAAGUGAAUGGAGGGCCUAUUAAUUCUAAUAAGAAUAAUUAAAUUUAAAUAAUAAAAAAUAUAUAUAAAAGCUAAAAUAAAAAGAGAAACAUUUAAAAAUAAAAUAAAUAAUGCUAAAAAUAUAUAUACAUACAUAGAGAAAAAAAAAACAAACAAAUAGUAUGAGUACAGAAAGCAAAAACAGAAAGUAUAGAAUGGAAAACCUUAAAAAAAAACAAAAAAAAAAAAUAAAAUAAAAUUAAUUAUAUCUUAUAUAAUAAUACAUAAUUAUUAAAAAGAAUAAUUAAAAAUUAAAAAAUAACAACAAACAAAGAAAAUAGGAAACACAGCAAAGCAAAGUGUGAAUUUGAUUUUCAAUGUUACGAUUACUUUAAUUCUUAGCAGAAAAGCAUAGUUAGCAAGCAGUACGUACAGUGCAGUGCAGGCAGUUAGUAGACGUAUAGCGGCGCAUAUAAAACCGUAAACGUUAAGAGAGGAGUAUAAGCAAAACAGCAGAACACUAAACAAUUUAAUAUUAAUAUGCAACUAAAAAAAAAUCAUAUGAAAGUAACAAAAGCAAAAAAUAUAAUAACAUUUAAAUGAAAAUACUAUAUAUAAUUGAUUAUUAAAAAAAAAAUUAAAAACAUUAAUAAGAAAAAAAAAUUAGUUUAAAUAAUAAUAAUAUGAUAAAUGAAAGGUCACACAUUUGAGUUGUAUAGCUAUUGACUAAAAAUGUCGCCGAUGUUGAUUGAGAAUGCAUAGUGGGCUGGUUAAGGCGCAGAUAUAAAUAAAUAAGUAGCGCAUAGUUCAAGAAUACAAACAGUUUCGGUAUAUGUGUGACACAUAGUACAUAGUAAAACAGCAGCAAGCAUUAGCAGUUAGUGGUAAAAGGAAAUGUAAUCAAAAAAUAAUAAUUUAACAAAAAAAUAUUAAUAAAUAAUUUAAAAAUCACACAAAAAACUGUAAGUUGGUAGAAAGAGUGUAGGAAAAGGAAGAAAAAAGUAAAAUCUAGACACGAUUUUGUCGCACUUUGCACUACUGUAAGCAAACAAAAAUAUAAAAAAAAAACUGUAACUGUAUAACUGAAAGCAGAUUUAACUAUAAAAAAAACUUUAUUAGCUAAAAUCAACAGAAAACCAUUUACAAAGAUAAUUAAAUUAAAACACACAUAAGAAAAAAGAGCAAAACAAAAACUAACAUAACACUUAAGUAAAAGCAGCAGAAAAAAAAAAACAAACAAAAAAUGCAAUCAAUCAAAUGCGCUUCAAAGAAAAGAAAAAAAAACCAGCAUGUUUGGCAACGCUAUGCAAUGACAACAAGAAACACAGAAAAAGCUAAACAAA
Molecule: messenger RNA, 5370 nt
Organism: Zeugodacus cucurbitae (melon fly)
Lineage: Eukaryota; Metazoa; Arthropoda; Insecta; Diptera; Tephritidae
Gene: sgg
Exons: 9
Coding region: 803-4036 (1077 amino acids)
Biological process (GO): negative regulation of canonical Wnt signaling pathway; protein phosphorylation; signal transduction
Cellular component (GO): axon; cytoplasm; nucleus
Molecular function (GO): protein serine/threonine kinase activity; ATP binding
Source: RefSeq, a predicted model, not a curated record